Messenger RNA from Entrophospora sp. SA101, 810 nucleotides. NCBI's taxonomy places the organism in Eukaryota, Fungi, Glomeromycota, Glomeromycetes, Entrophosporales, Entrophosporaceae. The record is from the annotation of a GenBank genome assembly.
AUGAGUAACAUUAGUCGUUUCCAUACUCAGAACACUCAAGAAGAUGAAAAUUUUUCUUUCCUUGAAUAUUCUGGCGGUGACACUCAAGCUACUGACUACGACUACAACGACUUUUCGGUUGAUUCAACUCUUGCUUCUCAGCAAUCAAGUAAUUUACUUAAUGGUUCCCAAAAUCAAUUUGUUGAACCUGAUCUAAGUGGUGUUGUUGGAGAUGAACUAGAUUCGUUUCAGUCUCUAAACAUUAUCGAAAGAGGAUUACCUGAGCACGCUUGCAGAUAUUGUGGUAUUCACUCGGUAAAUUCCAUAGCUAGAUGUGUUACUUGUAGUAAAUGGUUUUGUAAUUCGAGAGGUAAUACAUCGGGUUCUCACAUAAUCAACCACUUAGUUCGUGCAAAACAUAAAGAAGUGGCUUUGCAUCCUGACUCGCCACUUGGAGAAACUACCUUGGAAUGUUAUAAUUGUGGUUGUAGAAAUGUGUUCUUACUUGGUUUUAUUCCUGCAAAAAGUGACACUGUAGUUGUACUUCUUUGUCGUCAACCUUGUGCUGCUAUGCCAAGUAGCAAAGAUAUGAAUUGGGAUACUUCUCAAUGGCUCCCUCUUAUCGAUGACAGAUGCUUCUUACCUUGGCUUGUAAAAGUUCCGAGUGAACAAGAACAACUUAGAGCUCGUCAGAUCACAGCUCAACAAAUAAAUAAGCUUGAAGAGUUAUGGAAAGAUAAUGCUGAAGCUACUUUAGAAGAUUUGGAGAAACCUGGUAUUGACGAUGAACCACCACCUGUUUUGUUAAGAGCAGAUCUCUUUAAUUCUUAA